Thamnophis sirtalis is the source of this 2552-nucleotide messenger RNA. RefSeq names its product ankyrin repeat domain 9 (gene ANKRD9). The record is from RefSeq and is a predicted model, not a curated record. Gene Ontology annotation, molecular function: protein binding. NCBI's taxonomy places the organism in Eukaryota, Metazoa, Chordata, Lepidosauria, Squamata, Natricidae.
GUUGUAACCUCAGUCACUAAAUUAAUGGUUGUAUGUUGAGGAAUACCUGUACCUUGAUGAACCUUGUAUGGGAGACAAAAAGACACAGAAGGACAUAGCUUUUGGGAGUGGUAGUUUGUAAACAUUUCCUUUUCUCUUAAAGCCUUCCUCCAUCUUCCUGACUCUUCAUGAGCAAAACAUCUGGUAGCCAAGAAGGGAGCCCUUCCCUGUGAACCCAACCUCAAGGAUGCCCUGGAACGUCAAGUGGUUGAAUAGCUGCAACAGCUACAGCUCCCAGUCUCAGAAACAAUGCAAGAAAUCCUCUUUUGCUUUCUAUCAAGCUGUGAGAGACCAGCUACCAGUAUGGCUCCUGGAAGACAUGAGGCGCAUGGAGGUUUUCCACUGGCAAGAAGGAGGCAAAGUCAGCACAUAUUCACCUUCAGAGGCACUGCUGUAUGCCCUGGUACACAACCACCAGCCUUAUGCCCGAUAUUUACUGAACCAAUUUCCUAAAAGUGCCUUUGCAGUACCGAGCCUUCACUUCAGCUGCUGCCACUCUUCAGCUCCUCACUUAGCUAUGGCUGUCCGGUACAAUCGUAUCCAUGUCCUAGUAGAGAUUCUGAAGGCCAUCAAAAACUUACCAGUAAGCGACCGAGCUACCUAUUUGGACCGCCGAGGUUGCAGUCGAGUGGAAGGUGGCAAAACAGCCCUUCAUGUGGCAUGUGAACUGGCCAGGCCGGAGUGUUUGCUUUUGCUGCUGGGUCACGGAGCCUCGCCUUGCCUUGGUGACUGUGCUGGGAACACACCUCUAGACCUACUUCUACAACAAAUUUGGGAAAGUCCAGCAUCAAAUCUCCGCACCAAGCUUCUCCUUCUGGACACGCUCUUGCUCUUUAUGCCUACAGGCUUCCCUUUUGCCAUGAAACAGCAACUGCGGGAAGACCAGCAGCCCUGGCAGGACCUUCUGGGUGUUAGUCGGUAUCAGUGGAUGGCUGGUUUUGCUCCUUUCUCUCUCUUUGUUAGAUCCAUGCAAGUUUUAAUUGGGAGCAUUUCACGCGAACAUUUCCCAGAAGCUCUGGAUGGUCUACCUUUGCCGCACUUUCUGAAACCUUUGGACCUGAUGUUGAAGGGCUAAGAUUAUUAUAAGCUAGAGACCUCCUUCUCUCACUUGGACUGACUGACUCUCUCCCCCCCUCUCCCUCCUUUCAAUUGCUGCUUGUGUGAUGAAAAUAGGUUGUGUGGAGAACCCAUGUACUGAAAAACGAACUCUGUGUGGGAGAAGGAGAAGCACUUGUUUUAAUUAGAGACCUUUUUCCAAAGAUUUUAAUAUGUUGUGUUUUAUUUAACUAUCGCUCAGUCGGAGAGAGUGGAACACCUAGAGUGCAUUCUAAAAAUAAAUUCCAUUUUAUGGCAGGAUGCACAGCUUAAAGCUUAACUUGGGCAUGAUGAUUUGUAGACAGUCCAAGUGAAUUAGCAUUUUAGGCCAGAAGCUAAAAAAAGCAAUGAAACAGAGAGUAGCUUCUGUAAUCCAUAAUAGAUCAACGGUAAAUAAUGCACCAAGUGGAUAUUGAUUGGUGCAAAAGAAACACCUGCAUGUACUCCCAAACAGCAAAAGGUUUGGAGUAUGUCCAGUUUUUCAACCUUUUCUUUGUCAACUUCAAAUUAUGUGCCACAGGAUUGUAUGUAAUUUAAACAAACACAACACAACCAGAGAUUGAAAUGUUGGUUUAAGCUAUUACCUCUGAUAGAGUUAUGUCCAGCUAAUGUGAAAAGGAACAAAAAUACCAUUUUGUAUAAAAUAGCUAUUAGAUAUUAGAAAAAUUUGAACUAUUGGCCAGAUCUCCUUACUCUCUUGCUCUCUCAUUAUUUUCUCAUGACAAUAUAUUGCAAGAGUCAAUUUCUUAAAAGAAUUAUUGUUAUUUUCUCUGCCACCAAUAGCUCGCUUUUAUUUAAAAGUACACACAUCCAAGAGGAGGUCAAAUCAGCAGAGCAUUAAACAAAUCAUUAAAUACAUAGCAAUCUCCACUGUAUUAAUAAGAACAAUCAUAGUGGAACAAUAAAAGCAGUAACUAUUUCAGCAAGUAGUGAAAACUGAAAAAACAUUCAAAGUCAAAGAAAUAUUUUUGCAGCCAUUCAAAAAUUAUUUGAGAUCAGAAGGAAUAUUGAUGAGGAUCAAGAGCCAAGAUGUAAAAAUGCAAAGCUUCACAUACCCUUAUUGCCAUUGUUCUCUUCAGAAUCAUUUCUCAUCUGUCUUGCUGUCUGUCUGUCUGUCUGUCUGUCUAUUACAUUUCUAUAGCCACACAGUUCACAUAGUAACUCUUCAUUUCAUGAACCUUUUUAAGAACAUGAGGCUAUAAACAUUAGCCCACUGAAUACGGUAGACAUCUACUGGUUAUUCUUACAGAUUGGUUCCAUAUCUCCUCACAAAAUGGUUCAGAAAGACAAAAAGUGUUUUGGAUGAGAAUAAGAUGCAAAAGAGGGCCAAAUUGUGCACUCGCCAUCACCCAGAUUAAUCUAACAAAUCAAUGCAGGUCCAGAAGGAUUACACCGAGUCCCUCCCCCUUUGUACACAA